CAUUGCAGACAGCAAUGGCAACCCAAGUACUUGUAAUUGGCAAUGGAGGAAGGGAACACACGCUGGCCUGGAAACUUGCACAGUCUCAUCAUGUCAAACAAGUGCUGGUGGCUCCGGGAAAUGCAGGCACUGCCUGUUCUGAAAAGAUCUCAAAUGCUGCCAUUUCGAUCACCGAUCACACUGCCCUUGCUCAAUUCUGCAAAACUGAGAAAAUUGAAUUUGUUGUUGUUGGACCAGAGGCACCUCUGGCUGCUGGAAUUGUUGGGAACCUAACAUCUGCAGGAGUGCGAUGCUUUGGCCCCACCACAGAAGCAGCUCAGUUAGAGUCCAGUAAAAAGUUUGCCAAAGAGUUUAUGGAUCGACAUGGAAUCCCAACUGCAAAAUGGAGAGCUUUCACCAAACCUGAAGAAGCCUGCAACUUUAUCAUGAGUGCUGACUUUCCUGCUCUGGUUGUAAAGGCCAGUGGUCUUGCUGCUGGGAAAGGGGUGAUUGUUGCAAAGAGCAAAGAAGAGGCCUGUAAAGCUGUACAGGAUAUCAUGCAAGACAAAGCUUUUGGAGCAGCUGGAGAAACAAUUGUCAUUGAAGAACUUCUUGAAGGAGAAGAAAUAUCUUGUCUGUGUUUCACUGAUGGAAGAACUGUUGCCCCUAUGCCUCCAGCACAGGACCAUAAGCGAUUACAGGAGGGAGAUCUUGGCCCCAACACAGGGGGCAUGGGAGCCUAUUGUCCAGCACCUCAGAUUUCUAAGGAUAUGUUACUAAAAAUUAAAAAUACCAUUCUUCAGCGCACAGUAGAUGGUAUGCAGCAGGAAGGUACUCCAUACACAGGUGUUUUGUAUGCUGGCAUAAUGCUGACCAAGGAUGGUCCAAAAGUCCUGGAGUUCAAUUGUCGUUUUGGUGACCCAGAGUGUCAAGUAAUCCUUCCACUUCUUAAAAGUGACCUUUAUGAAGUGAUCCAGUCCACCUUAGAUGGCUUACUCUGCACAGCUAUGCCCAUUUGGCUGGAAAACUGCACUGCUAUCACUGUUGUCAUGGCAAGUAAAGGUUAUCCUGGAGACUACGCCAAAGGCGUAGAGAUCACAGGGUUUUCUGAAGCUCAAGCGUUAGGACUUGAGGUGUUCCAAGCCGGCACUGCCCUCAAAGACGGCAAAGUGGUGACUAACGGGGGAAGAGUCCUUACAGUAACAGCCAUCCAGAGAGAUCUCCUGUCAGCACUUAAAGAAGCUAAGAAAGGACUGGCUGCCAUAAAGUUCGAGGGAGCCGUUUAUAGGAAGGACAUUGGCUAUCGUGCCAUAGCCUUUCUCCACCAGUCCAGGAGCAUGACUUAUAAGGAAUCUGGAGUAGACAUUGAAGCUGGAAAUAUGCUGGUCAAGAAAAUUAAGCCUUUAGCAAAAGCUACUUCCAGGCCAGGCUGUGACGUUGAUCUUGGAGGAUUUGCUGGUCUUUUUGACUUGAAAGCAGCUGGUUUCAAAGAUCCUCUUCUGGCCUCUGGAACAGACGGUGUUGGAACUAAGCUGAAGAUCGCACAGCAGUGUAAUAAACAUGAUACCGUUGGUCAAGAUCUGGUAGCCAUGUGUGUAAACGAUAUUCUGGCACAAGGAGCAGAACCCCUCUUCUUCCUUGACUACUUUUCCUGUGGAAAGCUCAACCUCAAUACGACAGAAGCUGUUAUCGCUGGUAUCGCUAAAGCUUGUGGAAAAGCUGGAUGUGCUCUCCUUGGAGGUGAAACAGCUGAAAUGCCUAACAUGUAUCCUCCUGGUGAAUAUGACCUAGCUGGUUUUGCUGUUGGUGCCAUGGAACGGGACCAGAAACUUCCACACUUGGACAGAGUCACUGAAGGGGAUAUGGUUAUUGGAAUAGCUUCCUCUGGUCUUCAUAGCAAUGGAUUUAGUCUUGUGAGGAAAAUUGUGGAGAAAUCUUCCCUCCAGUACUCCUCUCCAGCACCUGAUGGUUGUGGUGACCAGACUUUAGGACAAUUACUUCUAACGCCAACCAGAAUCUACAGUCAGACACUGUUACCUGUUCUGCGUUCAGGACAUGUCAAGGCCUUUGCCCAUAUUACUGGAGGAGGGUUGCUAGAAAAUAUUCCCAGAGUCCUCCCUCCAAAACUUGGGGUGGAUUUAGAUGCACGUACCUGGAGGAUCCCCAGAGUUUUCUCAUGGUUGCAACAGGAAGGGCAUCUCUCUGAAGAAGAGAUGGCCAAAACAUUUAACUGUGGCAUCGGGGCUGCCCUUGUGGUACCCAAAGAUCUGACGGAGCAGGUUCUGAGGGAUAUUGAGCAACACAAAGAAGAGGCCUGGGUGAUUGGCAGUGUGGUUACAUGUCCUGCAGAUUCCCCUCGUGUGAAAGUCAAUCAUCUGAUUGAAAGCAUGCAAAGAAAUGCGUCAGUGUUGGAGAAUGGCUCCAUGGAAAAUCAUUUCUGUGUUCAGCCAAGAAGGGCAAGAGUAGCUGUCUUAAUAUCUGGAACAGGAUCAAACCUCCAAGCACUCAUCGAUGGUACUCGGAAACCAAACAGCUCUGCACACAUUGUUGUUGUUAUCUCCAACAAAGCGGCAGUGACUGGGUUAGAUAAAGCAGAGCAUGCGGGUAUUCCCUCCAGAGUAAUAAAUCAUAAGUUAUAUAAAAGUCGUGUCGAGUUUGACAAUGCAGUUGACCAAGUCCUUGAAGAGUUCUCCAUAGACAUAGUCUGUCUUGCAGGAUUCAUGAGAAUUUUAUCUGGCCCUUUUGUCAGAAAAUGGAAUGGGAAAAUGCUCAACAUCCAUCCAUCCUUGCUCCCUUCUUUCAAGGGUUCAAAUGCCCAUGAGCAAGUCCUGGAAUCUGGUGUCACAAUCACUGGCUGCACUGUACACUAUGUAGCUGAAGAUAUAGAUGCUGGACAAAUUAUUUUACAAGAAGCUGUUCCAGUGAAGAGAGGUGACACUGUUGCAACUCUAUCUGAAAGAGUAAAAGUAGCAGAACAUAGAAUAUUCCCUGAAGCCCUCCAGCUGGUGGCCAGUGGAACAGUACAGCUUGGAGAAAAUGGCAAGAUCUGUUGGGUCAAAGAGGAAUGACACCUCUUAAUUAUUCAGAAAUGGAACCAGUUU
Messenger RNA from Chrysochloris asiatica (Cape golden mole), 3080 nucleotides. It is a transcript of the gene GART, whose product is annotated as phosphoribosylglycinamide formyltransferase, phosphoribosylglycinamide synthetase, phosphoribosylaminoimidazole synthetase. The coding region runs from base 15 to 3047 and encodes 1010 amino acids. Lineage: Eukaryota; Metazoa; Chordata; Mammalia; Afrosoricida; Chrysochloridae. The record is from RefSeq and is a predicted model, not a curated record. Gene Ontology annotation, biological process: adenine biosynthetic process; 'de novo' IMP biosynthetic process. Gene Ontology annotation, molecular function: phosphoribosylamine-glycine ligase activity; metal ion binding; ATP binding. The transcript is spliced from 21 exons. Gene Ontology annotation, cellular component: cytosol.